CGUAGCAUUAUUGUUGUGCAACCGGAAGUAUCUGACGGGUCCAACAAAACCUUGAAUGCUUUUGGAUAGAGACGUCCUUGUUGACAAGCUGGGAUAGGCUCCAGCACCCCCCGCGGCCCUGUGAGGGACAAGCGGUAGGAAAUAGUCGGUCAGGUCAGCUGAUCUCUGACGGCUGAUCUUGAAGAUAAAAAGGGACUUUUCAGUCGCCUUCCUCAGUCCAGUCAGUCCAGUCAGUCCAGUCAGUACAGUCAGUACAGUCAGUACAGUAGGAGCCAGCACUCACAGCAACAUGGCGACACAUCGUGAAGUGAAACCACAGCCUGGGGACUUGAUAGAGAUCUUCAGGCCGGGCUACCAGCACUGGGCUUUGUAUGUGGGCGACGGCUUGGUGGUCCAUUUGGCUCCCCCCUCGGAGUGUCCAGGUGCGGGCCCCAGCAGCAUGAUGUCCAUCUUGGCGGACAGGGGCCUGGUGAAGAUGGAGGAGCUGUGGACGGUGGUGGGGAACGAUCGCUACCGAGUCAACAACAUCCUGGAUGACAAAUACCAACCCCGCUCAGUCUAUGUCAUCGUGAGAGAAGCCAAAAGGCUGGUGGGCCACAUGGUGUCCUACAGCCUCUUCAGUGCAAACUGUGAGCACUUUGUCACCAACCUGCGCUACGGAAAACCAGAGUCCCGCCAGGUAGGGCUUUUAUUUUGAAGGAGUUGACCUUUGUACGCCACCUCCAUGGACAUGACACGUAACAGUUGUACUUAAGACAUGUUGCAAGUGAGAGUGGCCUGAUUGAAGCGCCUACAUUUAGCAAUGUCCAGAUACUACUUUUAACUUCCCAUUGAUCCGAUAUCAGCACCAAUCAUUCAUACACUAUAUUGCCAAAAGUAUUUGGCCACCUGCCUUGACUCACAUAUGACCUUGAAGUGCCAUCCCAUUCCUAACCCAUAGGGUUCAAUAUGACCUUUUGCAGCUAUUACAGCUUCAACUCUUGCAGAAUGUGUUUAUAGGAAUUUUCCACCAUUCUUCCAAAAGUGCAUUGGUGAGGUCACACACUGAUGUUGGUGGAGAAGGCCUGGCUCUCGGUCUCCGUUCUAAUUCAUCCCAAAGGUGUUAUAUCGGGUUCAGGUCAGGACUCUGUGCAGGCCAGUCAAGUUCAUCCACACAAGACUCCGUCAUCCAUGUCUUUAUGGACCUUGCUUUGUUGGAAGAGGAAUGGGCCCGCUCCAAACUGUUCCCACAAGGUUGGGAGCAUGGAAUUGUCCAAAAUGUUUGGUAUCCUGGAGCAUUCAAAGUUCCUUUCACUGGAACUAAGGGGCCAAGCCCAAGUCCUGAAAAACAACCCCACACCAUAAGUCCCCCUCCACCAAAUUUCACACUCAGCACAAUGCAGUCCAAAAUGUAGCGUUCUCCUGGAAACCUCCAAACCCAGACUGGUCCAUCAGAUUGCCAGAUGGAAAAGCGUGAUUCAUCAGUCCAGAGAAGGCAUCUCCACUGCUCUAGAGUCCGGUGGUGAUGUCCUUUACACCACUGCAUCCCACGCUUUGCAUUGGACUUGGUGAUGUAGGGCUUAGAUGCAGCUGCUCGGCCAUGAGAACCCAUCCCAUGAAGCUCUCUGCGUACUGUACGUGGGCUAAUUGGAAGGUCACAUGAAGUAGCAACUGACCGUGCAGAAAGUCUUUGCACUAUGCUAACCCUCUCUGUCAGUUUACGUGACCUACCACUUGGUGGCUGAGUUGCUGUUGUUCCCAAACUCUUCACUGUUCUUAUAAUAAAGUUGACUUUGGAAUAUUUAGGAGCGGGGAAAAUUUCAGGACUGGAUUUGUUGCACAGGUGGCAUCCUAUGACAGUUCCAGAGAGCGGCCCAUUCUUUCACAAAUGUUUGUAGAAACAGGCUCCAUGCCUAAGUGCUUGAUUUGAUACGCCUGUGAUUAGGACACCUGGUUCUCAUCAUUUGGAUGGCUGGCCAAGUACUUUUGGCAACAUAGUGUACCUUGUGCUGUGACCGUCAAUAUUUUAAUCAGGCAAAUAAAAGGGAAACAUCUAUGAAUGGAGUUUUGUUGUUAAAGAGUGUCAUCUCUCUUUGCAGGUGCUCCAGGCGGUAGAAGCGACCGUGUGGACAGGUUUGGGCCUUGGUGCGGGGGCCCUUGCAGCUGUAGCUCUGUUUGAACUGACUGGCAACAAGAACCAGGACAGGCACAAACAGUAACACACUGAUGGAACGUUCACCAGCAGAGCCUUAGACACUUAAACAAUCAGACGGCAUUACCAUACUACAUUUGUACACCUUUUAUAUGCUGCCAAUGUUAUGUUUUUAUCAAACGAAGGGAAGCUUUUUUAUAUAUCUACAGAAAUUUACACUAUUUUAAUAAUGCUAAUAAAUCCUCCAUUUUACUCUAAUGUGACAUGUUUUAAUUGUCAAUGUGAAUAAAAGUAUUUGAAGGCA
Molecule: messenger RNA, 2435 nt
Organism: Nerophis lumbriciformis (worm pipefish)
Lineage: Eukaryota; Metazoa; Chordata; Actinopteri; Syngnathiformes; Syngnathidae
Product: phospholipase A and acyltransferase 4-like
Biological process (GO): N-acylphosphatidylethanolamine metabolic process
Cellular component (GO): cytoplasm
Molecular function (GO): glycerophospholipid phospholipase A1 activity; A2-type glycerophospholipase activity
Source: RefSeq, a predicted model, not a curated record